This is a messenger RNA of Sebastes umbrosus (honeycomb rockfish), 2586 nucleotides long. RefSeq names its product purine-rich element binding protein Bb (gene purbb). The coding region runs from base 16 to 1005 and encodes 329 amino acids. Gene Ontology annotation, cellular component: nucleus. Gene Ontology annotation, biological process: regulation of transcription by RNA polymerase II. The record is from RefSeq and is a predicted model, not a curated record. Gene Ontology annotation, molecular function: RNA polymerase II transcription regulatory region sequence-specific DNA binding; purine-rich negative regulatory element binding; DNA-binding transcription factor activity, RNA polymerase II-specific. NCBI's taxonomy places the organism in Eukaryota, Metazoa, Chordata, Actinopteri, Perciformes, Sebastidae. The transcript has a single exon.
AGGCAGAGAGCCUGAAUGGUGGAGCUGAAGAUGGCGGAUGGCGACAGCGGGAGUGAGCGCGGCGGUAGCAGCGGUGGAGGUGGAGGAGGAGGAGGAGGUAGUGGUGGUGGAGGAGGUAGUGGUAGUGGCGGCGGCGGCGGCGGCGGCGGCGGCGGCAGCGGCGGCUUCCAGCACUUCCAGCGGGACCAGGAGACCCAGGAGCUGGCGUCGAAGCGCCUCGACAUCCAGAACAAGCGCUUCUAUCUGGACGUGAAGCAGAACAGCAAAGGAAGGUUCAUUAAGAUCGCUGAAGUCGGCGCCGGAGGCUCCAAGAGCCGGCUGACUCUCUCUCUGUCGGUGGCGGCGGAGUUCCGCGACUACCUCGGGGACUUCAUCGAGCACUACGCCCAGCUGGGGCCUAGCAGUCCGGAGCAGAUCGCCCAGAGCACCGCGGGAGAGGACGGCGGGCCUAGGAGAGCGCUGAAAAGCGAGUUCUUAGUCCGGGAGAACCGCAAGUACUACCUGGACUUGAAGGAGAACCAGAGAGGGAGGUUCCUUCGCAUCAGGCAGACGGUGAAUCGAGGACCAGGCUUCGGCGUUGGGGGCCCUGCGGGCGGCAUGUUGUCCGGGCAGACCAUCGCUCUGCCGGCCCAGGGGCUCAUAGAGUUCCGAGACGCCCUCGCGAAGCUAAUAGACGACUAUGGAGGAGACGACGAGGAGCUGCUGGCCGGCGGCAGUGCUGCAGCAGGCGGCUACAGCGAGCUACCAGAGGGCACCUCCAUCAUGGUGGACUCCAAGCGGUUCUUUUUCGACGUCGGGUCCAACAAAUACGGAGUGUUCCUGCGGGUGAGCGAGGUGAAGCCCAGCUACAGGAACUCUAUCACCAUCCCAUUCAAGGCUUGGGGCAAAUUCGGAGGAGCUUUCAGCAGAUAUGCAGAAGAGAUGAAGGAGAUCCAGGAGAGGCAGAGGGAUAAGAUGUACGAGAGGAGGGAUGAGUCUGAAGGAGACGACGUGGAGGACGACUGAUUUUAUUACAAAAAAUAUAAAAUAAAAAUGCAAACAGCUGUUUAGUCCAGACAGAUCUGCAACAUAGGGGUAUUUUGCAUAAAAGAAAGCAGAAAGUGCAUGACAAAUCGUGCUGUAAUAGCCUACUAAAAAGUAAUGUGGCGUUAAACAAACACAAAAAAACAAAAAAAAAGUACAUGUGCAGGGAAUUAAUGGUGUAUUAUCCUAAAAAGGUUGUAGGGUUUGAGAGGGGGUUGGAGUGUGAAAAGAAAAGUGGGGGAAAACAAGUAAUGUGUAAAUGAGAUAUAAAUCUCAUUGGAGAGAGGUAAAAAAAAAAAAGAGUGCUUUAUUGUUAAAAGAUAAAAGAAGAGAGAGAACCUACUAAAACCAGCAGAUUUGGUUUUUAUAACUAGAAAUGAAGCCAAUGAAUGCUUUCCUAUUUGCAUAGUUUAUAUUUAAAAAAAAAAAAAAAAGCUCCAAGUUUAAGGAGAAAGAGAGAAAUAGCAUCCAUUGUAUUCCUGUUCCGGUCCAGGUCUCUCCUCAGUGGGCAGAUUGUGUGUUUUUGUUUUUUUUGCAAGUCAGUCAGACGAAGAAGAGGAAUGUAUAGAAAGCUGGAUGUUUUGCAUUUGAUAUAUAUAUAUAUCAGCAGCUCACGGAGCCCUGCAGCACCACCAGCAGCAUGCAGUUAAUCGAAAAGAUUACCCAAAAUAUUAGGGGGAAGUUACUGAGAGGAUUAUCUUUUAAAGCCCAAACAACGAGGGGCCUUGCGGACUAAACUAAAGCUUUGACUCCUGUAGUCAAUUACAGUGCGGAUCAGCUGGGUUUUAUGUUAUACAUACAAUCUGAGCAGUAUUUUUUCGAAGCGUAAUUCAUAAUGUCUUCAGUAAGAUUUUACUUUCCUCACACCAGAGCAUCCCUGGUGUUUGAGAAACGACGCCAACAAGUGGGGAGAGGACUGUCUUUAGUACCCCCACCCCCAACACCUCCAACACCUCCACCACUUCCACCAAUACCAACACCAACAAACUGGACUUUUAAUGCUCCCACAUGCCUCUAUAAGGGUCCAAAUAUCUGGCAUUCGGAUGGGAGCGCUGCAUCACCGGAUACAGCCAAGCUUCUCUGACCUUCCAGCUCUGCCGGACUGCAGAGCGUCAGCGAUGAUGUUUUUUCCCAUCAGCCUCUCUGUCACGAGCAGAGCUGGACUGACGGACGGCUGUACGUCUCAACCAGCCACAGGCCGUUUCUUUCUGACGUAACAUCUUCCAAACACGUGAAGAAGACCCUGGACAGAAACAUAUUGAUGGAUGUUUUUUUUUGUUGUUGUUUUGUUUUCAAAAAGAGAACUAUAUUAAAAAUGAGAUUCUACUUAUAGGAAAAAAUAUUACCGAACAAACCAGCAAAAGAUAUUUUGAAAUACUUAUAAAGGAAAAAUGUAUUGUGUAAAGGAAUUUCAAGUCUAAAGAUAAUAAUUAUAAUAAUAAUAAAAAAAAGGUUAAUUUCUUAAAACAAAAGUUGUGACCCAAUCCUCCAGAUUAUUUUUCAUUUUGUUUUUCCUAGAGUGAAAGUAUAACACUUCCUUAAUUAAAACAACUUUAAAUGCAA